Messenger RNA from Lingula anatina, 1193 nucleotides. RefSeq lists its product as uncharacterized. Gene Ontology annotation, biological process: anatomical structure morphogenesis; positive regulation of transcription by RNA polymerase II. NCBI's taxonomy places the organism in Eukaryota, Metazoa, Brachiopoda, Lingulata, Lingulida, Lingulidae. The record is from RefSeq and is a predicted model, not a curated record. Gene Ontology annotation, molecular function: protein dimerization activity; DNA-binding transcription factor activity; E-box binding. Gene Ontology annotation, cellular component: nucleus.
UACAUAAGAUCCACUUGACUGCCAACUCAGGCACAGCAUACUCAAAUACUACAGUAUCACUCUCGCAACUCCGAAAACCAAGUGGUCAAGGAUUACUGGUCUUUAGUGAUUGUUUUGGUAUAGUCAAGCGCCAGUGUAGUGGCAUGAUGAAUGACCAACAGUAGCCACUGUCACGGCAACUCUGUGAAAGGUAAUUCAGAGACGGCGACUGUAUUUCAUCCCCUGUCAACCAUAGUUGGCUGCAUAGUGCUACCAGUCAGUUACAAAGCCAGUGACUUGACGCCUUCAUGAAGAUUGAUGCUGGAGCGCUAUGAAUCGCUAGAACGCUAUUUCAAAGCAGCAAAAAGCGAGUACUUUUAUUUUACGCAUUUUGUUUUGCAUUUAAUGUGGAAAUAUGGAAAUAAGUGCAGUUUGUGAGUUUUCGUUUAAUUCAAACGAGGAGAAAACGACAGAUAGGAUUAGAAACGAUUCUGAAAGUCAAACUUCUGAUGGCUCAGAGAGAAGUGGCAGUGAGAAACGUAAAGGGAGCUCUAAAGAUGAUUCUGGUGCACAAUCGAUAGAAGAGGGUCAGAGACCCAAAAGAAAACGAAGAGAGUGCAAAACUACUUCGGAGUACAAUUUUAGAUAUUCAUCGAUAAUAAAUCGCAUAAACACUGAACGCAAGAGGAACACUCGGAAAGAACCGAAACCAAAGUCAAAGCCGCCGCCGCUCAGCAAAUACCGCCGCCGCACCGCUAACGCCAGGGAGCGUGAUCGGAUGAAAGAAAUGAACGACGCUUUUGAGACAUUACGCACCGUCAUACCGUCAUACCCCGUGGGCGACGACGGUCUUAAAGUGACAAAGAUCACCACACUGAGACUGGCACUGAAUUAUAUCAAAGCUCUUAGAGAUACUUUAGGAUAUGCUUCAUCUGACUCUCUAAGUGACCAGUGUUUAAGCCCAGGGAGUUCGGAAGGGGGCGCGGUCUCCCCUCUGCCAAAUCACAUCCCCCCUCCCGAUGUCGAAAUGAGGUCACCACCAGGCAGUGGUUUGGACUCAGAAGGUGAAGCUAUGGUCAUUUCGUGAUAAUAAUGUAAUGACACUUCACUACGAUUAUCCAAGCACUCUGUGACCUUGACUUGUUCUUUCGGACCAAUCUGAUUAACUUGGUAAGCUUUUUACUGGGUCCAGAGUGGAGAGCCUAUAGGCCAAG